UCUUGAUUCAGAGAUGUAAGAUGUAAUUAUGAUAAUAUCAUAAAUAGAAAAAAGAACAAAGCAAGUUUGAAAAUUUUCUAAUACGAUUUAAAGCUUUAGUUGAAUCCUAUUUAGCACCAACACCAGAACCAGAGGAAUAACCAAAACAAUAAGUCACAAAACAAAAAAAACAAAAAAAACAAAAAGAUCCAUUAGCUCCCAAGAUGCCUAAAUCAGCAUUCAUCUUUUAUUUUUAAGACAAAAGAGAGAAAUUUUAAUAACAAUAUCCAAGUCUUUUUUAAUGCUAUACUAGAUCUAUAAUUUUAAGAAAUCACCAAAUUAAUUGCUAGUGAAUGGAAAGAUUUACCAAAAGAAAUUUAGUAGGUACUUAAACUAUUUUUAAAUCCAUAGUCAUAUCAUGAUUAAGCCUUAAAAGACAGAAGUCGUUACUCAUAAGAAAAUGAACUCUAUUGCACAUAAACAGGCAAGCAAAUCAACGGCAAGAAUCAAGCAAAAACCAAUAAAUCAAAUGCAAAAAAAGAAAAAGUCUAAUAGAAAGUAGAUUAAGAUGAAGAAAAUGAUUCUUUUGGUGCUGACAUAGGUUAAGAAUGAUAUCUAUAAAAAAA
Paramecium primaurelia is the source of this 605-nucleotide messenger RNA. NCBI's taxonomy places the organism in Eukaryota, Ciliophora, Oligohymenophorea, Peniculida, Parameciidae. The record is from the annotation of a GenBank genome assembly.